AUGUUGCAGUUCCGCAGCUUAUUCAACCGGAUAGAGGGGCUAGUGUGCAAAACCAAAGAUAAUUCUCGUGCCGCGUCAGUGACGUUACCGACAAUUUGUCACGAUGACGGACAGCACCAUGUUGACAGUGUAAUGUUGGAAACAAUUGUGUUUAAGACGUCCUUCUACAGUAUGCCUUCACAGAAUACUACAAUACUUGAUUAUGUAGCAUGCCGAGGCACAGACUACAUGGAAGAGCUCAUCAUAAUCGGCAAAGAGGAUGGCAAACGACCAAGAGGACAUAGUCCUAGACGAUGGUCUGAUCAGGUGUCAGAGGAACUACAAAUGCCGAUCAAGAUCAAGCAGAAGACCGCAGUUAAUUGAGAAGACUGUUACAACGAUUCUAUCGAAACCACAAUCCUCAGCACUGAGGAACCGAGUUAAGAAGGAGGAUAUUUUAUAAAUCAUAUAUCAUAUAUUUAAUAGGUAAAAAUAAUUAAGUAAAAUUUUCAAAAGAUGUUGUGAUCAUACCAUAACUUCUCGCUUACUUUGUGACCGAUCUACCAAUUUAACUAUCAGAGAUCUGAAAAGCACUAGAAUUUUGUCAAGGUCAUGUCACUGUUUGAGUUAAAGAGUGACGAUUAGACGAUUGCACUAUUUCAUUAUAGAUUCUUACUCAAAUUGUUUGCAACAAUCAUAUCGAUGAUUAAAGAAUGCCUCAAGAAAGGGAAAUUUUAUGUCUUCUCAUAAUUUGAGAGUUUUUAACGGUCAGUUGUACAAACGUACAUUAAAAUUUAAUGACACCUUU
This is a messenger RNA of Diatraea saccharalis (sugarcane borer), 787 nucleotides long. The record is from the annotation of a GenBank genome assembly. NCBI's taxonomy places the organism in Eukaryota, Metazoa, Arthropoda, Insecta, Lepidoptera, Crambidae.